GGGCGGCGGCGGCGGCUCUGGCGGGGCGGGGAAGGGAAGGGGACAGGGACGGGGGAGGACCGGCACGGGAAGGGAAGGGAAAGGAAGGGCCGGGCCGGGCCGGUGGGGUCGGAGGAGCGGCCAGCAUGGAGCACCACCAGCCCGCCAGCCGAUACCGAGUGCUUCACAAUGAGGAUGACCCACCAGAGUCUUCAGCCGCUGAGCAGUCUUCCACUUCUACAGAGACUACACAGACUCCUCAGACAGCAGCCAUAUCUGAAGCAGAUACUUCCCCACCACCUUACUGUAGCAUAGCCGUAGAAGCAGCUGCAACUUCAGAAACACACAAUGAAUUUUACCCUGUACCACCUCCAUACAGUGUAGCUACCUCUCUUCCUACAUACGAUGAAGCAGAGAAGGCCAAAGCUGCAGCAAUGGCAGCUGCUGCAGCAGAAGUUGCUCAACGACACGCCCAGUUUAGGGAGUCUAGGAGUCUGUUUGAUGAAAUAUUCCUCAGUCGUCCCGAGGAAGAAGAGUAUCCACCACGAGAUGAUUUCAGUGAUGCAGAUCAGCUUAGAGUGGGCAAUGAUGGCAUCUUCAUGUUGGCAUUUUUCAUGGCAUUUAUUUUCAACUGGAUUGGAUUUUGUUUAUCCUUCUGUAUAACGAAUACCAUAGCUGGAAGGUAUGGCGCAAUCUGUGGAUUUGGUCUCUCCCUGAUCAAAUGGAUUCUCAUUGUACGGUUUUCAGAUUACUUUACUGGAUAUUUCAAUGGACAGUACUGGCUUUGGUGGAUAUUCCUUGUACUUGGACUUCUCCUGUUCUUUCGAGGCUUUGUCAAUUACCUUAAAGUCAGAAAUAUGUCUGAAAGCAUGGCAGCUGCUCACAGAACACGAUUUUUUUUCUUGUACUAAAGACUGCAUCGAACAGACAUUCCUUUCCUAUACCAGUGUGAAAUUUCCAGAUGAUCUGUAACCCUCCAAGUUAAUAGGAUAGAAGACUACUAAAAACAGAAGACAAAUUAGUGAAGAUACAGCUUCAAAAACGAAUGACAGGAUGGUUUAUGCUCAAGUGCCCACUGUGGUCAUUCUAGUAAAUAUUUAUAAUUGCUGCCUUUUAUUUCAGCACAUUUGCACAUGUGCUUGUUAAAGAGAUAGUACUGAAGUAAGAACAAACCAUCUGUUAGUAUAGAUUAGGUACAGUCAGACUUGGUUAAUCUGUGAUUGUUGUAUCUGACAGAUGUGUUUUUCACAGCACGUGUGUACCUCUGACUUGUUGACCUGAGGUUUGAGUAAAAUGAAAUGCAUUAAAUGAUUCAGAUUAACCAGUUCAGGCAGUUUUUUUUCUAUAUUUUAGAUUCAUCUAAUUAUAUAAUUACGUAGAACUUUUUUGUUAAGUUUACUAAAACCCAAUGUUCCUUGGUGUCACAAAUUUGUACUCAUCCAUAUUUUAUCAAAUUCAAACCAGUAUACUGUUUUACUUAAAGCUGAUGCUCCAUGUUGAGUCCCCUGUAAAUAAUUCUGCAUAAGUUACUGUUUGAGUUGCUUCUUAGGAAUUACAGCAAAAUACAUUUUGCAACAGCAUGUUCUCCAAAUUUUGUUUAAUCUUCGUAUGACUACAUAUUUUCUUGUUAAUUUGGCCAUUAAGGGUAUAAUUACUGUUAGAUGUAAUUUUGGAGGUAAAGGCAUUGAAUUGUUUGUCUUGUCACAACUUUCCUCACAAGGAUUUUUAUUAUCUGUUUUGGGCUUGAUCCUGAAAGCCCUUAUUCUUAUGCAUGAUCCCAUUAAAAGAUGGAGUUCAUGUUAGCAGGGAUGGACAGCCUUGCAUCUGUAGCCCUUAGUUAUGCAGUUGGAUCCUUGUGCGUGCACCUUUGUUCCUGAAACAGAGUAUUGCAAAUGUAUUCCCUGACUUAAACAGUGGCUCUGUUUAAGAAGUCUUGAGUUCAAUAUAAGCUCAACAUCCACUCUUAGAGUAUAAU
Messenger RNA from Oxyura jamaicensis (ruddy duck), 1954 nucleotides. RefSeq names its product Nedd4 family interacting protein 2 (gene NDFIP2). Gene Ontology annotation, molecular function: WW domain binding. NCBI's taxonomy places the organism in Eukaryota, Metazoa, Chordata, Aves, Anseriformes, Anatidae. Gene Ontology annotation, cellular component: perinuclear region of cytoplasm; Golgi apparatus; endoplasmic reticulum. The transcript has 9 exons. The coding region runs from base 126 to 890 and encodes 254 amino acids. The record is from RefSeq and is a predicted model, not a curated record. Gene Ontology annotation, biological process: ubiquitin-dependent protein catabolic process; positive regulation of protein ubiquitination; metal ion transport.